GAGGGACUGAGGGAGGCAGAGAUGACGGGGGAGAGGCCGGGGCGGAGUUAGAAGGAGCCUUCUGGAUCCUCGAGCCAGCCUGGCCGGCGCGGAGCCUGCAGGAAUGGGGGCCUGACGCUGGAGCAGCCGGAUCCAGGAGGAUCCUGGCCUUUGGGGAAGAGCAAAGCUGACCUCCUAGGGCCAGGGAGGCCAGCUGGAGCCCAUCACCCUGAUCCCUGGCUAGCCCAGGCCAGCUGGGGCUGACGGGGGCCAUGGCAGGCACCCCACUCCUGCAUGGGGAGUUUGGCUCCUAUCCAGCCAGAGGCCCCCGCUUUGCAUUGACACUCACCCCAGUGGCCUUGCAUGUGCAGCGGCUGCGCCCUAGACCAGAAGCCUGGCCCCAGGGUGGCCUAGUCCCUCUGGCUGAGGUCUCUGGUUGUCGGACCUUACGCAGCUGCUCCCCUAGCGACUCUGCUGCUUACCUGUGUGUCUACACUUACCCACGGGGCCGGAGGGGUGGCCGUCGGCGGGCGGCUCGGACCUUCCGGGCUGACCGGGCCCCUGACUACAAGGAGAAUCACGCAGAGGCCCAGCGAUGGGCCACUGCUCUCACCUGUCUACUUCGAGGGGUGCCCUUGCCUGGGGACCUUGAGAUCACUCCCGAGCUCCUGCCCCGGCCCCCUCGGCUGCUGCUAUUGGUCAAUCCCUUUGGGGGGCGGGGCCUAGCCUGGCAGUGGUGUAAGAACCACGUGCUGCCCAUGAUUUCUGAAGCAGGACUCUCCUUCAACCUCAUCCAGACAGAGCGACAGAAUCAUGCCAGGGAGCUGGUGCAGGGGCUGCGUCUGAGCGAGUGGGAUGGCAUUGUCACCGUCUCGGGAGACGGCCUGUUGUACGAGGUGGUGAAUGGGCUCCUGGCGCGGCCCGACUGGGAAGAAGCUGUGAAGAUUCCCGUGGGAGUCCUGCCCUGUGGCUCCGGCAAUGCUCUGGCUGGAGCAGUCAACCAGCAUGGGGGAUUUGAGCCGGCGCUGGGCCUAGAUCUGCUGCUGAAUUGUUCCCUGCUCAUGUGCCGGGGUGGGGGUUCCCCACUGGACCUGCUCUCUGUGACCUUGGCCUCUGGAGCCCGCUGUUUCUCUCUCCUCUCGGUGGCCUGGGGCUUCGUGUCUGACGUGGACAUUCAGAGUGAGCGAUUCCGGGUCCUGGGCCCUGCCCGAUUCACCCUGGGCACGGUCCUUCGGCUGGCUUCCCUACAUGUCUACCCAGGCCGCCUCUCCUACCUCCCAGCCUCUUCCUCAGCCUCCAAUGGCCCCCCAACUCUGUCCCAGCCUCUGCCCCGAGCGGCAUCAGAACUAGCCCUGGUCCCCACUCCAGCUUCAGCCCCUUCCCAAGAAACUCACUCACCCUUACACCGCUCAGUGUCUGACCUGCCCCUGGCCCGAGGUGCAGAAUUCUCCACAGAGCCCCAACCUGAGCCCUCCCCUUCCCCACCUCAUUCCCCAGGGCCCUGCCUCCUAACCCCUGACCCUCCCCUCAACCCUGGGCCUGGCUCAGAUCCAGCCUCCAACUCCUCCUCAGCCUUCAGCAACUUGAUGGAGAGAGUUCUUCAGAGUUCAGAGCCCUCAGUCUCCUGUAACCCUGGGGUCCAUUCUGACCCUCCAGUCUCCCGAAGUCCCAUGAUGGCUUCUGAUCUGGAAGCCUCCCCUUGCCUCCCAGCAUCCUUAGACAUUCCAUGCUCCCCUGACCUUCCAGCCUCUCAGGCCCCAUCAGCCUUCCUUGGUGUUUCCCCCUCCUCCAAACUUGCAGGCUCUGAAGAUCCUGGGGAACUUCUGACCCCCAGUCUCUCUUCCUCCCCUCCCUGCCCAGACCCUGGGGAGGCUCCUGCUUCCCCAUUAGCCUCCUCCAAGCUCUCUCCUUCCCCUGACUCACAGGCCUCCCUGGAGCCUGGGGCAUCUCCCGUUUUGGGGUCACCAGCCCCUGGGCCCCAGCAUGGCCCCAAGGACGACCUGUUGCCUCCCCUGGGCUCUCCACUGCCUCCAGGCUGGGUGACCAUGGAGGGCGACUUUGUGCUCAUCCUGGCUCAGUCACCGAGCCACCUGUGUGCCGACCUGGUGGCCGUCCCCAAUGCCCGGUUUGGGGAUGGGCUGGUGCACCUAUGCUGGGUGCGAGGAGGGGUUUCCAGGGCUUCCUUGCUCCGGCUCUUUUUGGCCAUGGAGAGGGGGAGCCACUUUGGCCUGGGCUGUCCCCAGCUAGGCUACGCUACAGCUCGCGCCUUUCGCCUAGAACCCCUCACCCACCACGGAAUCCUCACAGUAGAUGGGGAACAGGUGGAGUAUGGGCCUCUUCAGGCCCAGAUCCACCCUGGCCUGGGGACCCUGCUCACAGGUCCUGAGGCCCGAGAACCCCAGCUGGCCGGGGGAGAGUCCUGGGGGCCCAAGUGUGGGGCAGUCCCUUGGGGAGGAGGCAAAGCCUAGCCUGCUACACUCCCCAGGCCGGCUGGAGGAAGAAAGCCCAACAUCCAGGCCCAGAAUCAGCUCUGGGCCUGCUUGCUUGGGGGAAGGCAGCAUCUCCACAGAUUCCCUGUCCUGGGCCACGGCCUGGGGCGCUGCUGGAGGCUAGAGCGGAGCUUCUCUGGCCACAGGCCUGCUCCUCUCUCUCACCUCAGGGGACGAGGCUGGUCACCCAGGGCCAGUCUCCACAUAGGGACCAGGGCUGGAGAUGGGAUCUCCAGCACAAGGGGGCCAAGAGUGAGCUGGACCUCCUGAGGGUAGAGCCUCCCCCUCCUCAGCCCCAUGAUGGGCCCCAGAGGGCAGGACUGUCUUCUCUGGGCCCCCAGAUAGGGGCUGCCCCUUCUGCCUCCUUUGCUCCUGGUGAGCAUCCCCCCUUUUCUUUUGCACUAGGAUCCUCUCCCUGAGAGUAGGGGGUGCUGGGGCCCCCUGCCUCAGUUUCCCUCCCCUCCCCCCGCAGUCUUCAAGGCGAUAGCCUCUAUGCAAUAAAGGAUAACAACGCUUGCUUCA
This is a messenger RNA of Dromiciops gliroides (monito del monte), 2990 nucleotides long. It is a transcript of the gene SPHK2, whose product is annotated as sphingosine kinase 2. The coding region runs from base 252 to 2447 and encodes 731 amino acids. The record is from RefSeq and is a predicted model, not a curated record. Gene Ontology annotation, cellular component: intracellular membrane-bounded organelle; cytoplasm; membrane. The transcript is spliced from 6 exons. NCBI's taxonomy places the organism in Eukaryota, Metazoa, Chordata, Mammalia, Microbiotheria, Microbiotheriidae. Gene Ontology annotation, biological process: positive regulation of apoptotic process; sphinganine-1-phosphate biosynthetic process; sphingosine biosynthetic process.